This is a messenger RNA of Spirodela intermedia, 114 nucleotides long. Lineage: Eukaryota; Viridiplantae; Streptophyta; Magnoliopsida; Alismatales; Araceae. The record is from the annotation of a GenBank genome assembly.
AUGAUGGUGAUGGAAGAAGAUAAGGUCUGGCUUUUGAAUCCAAAAACUCGGCCUUUGGAGAAGGAACCAAGUCCUGAAUCCUUGAGUCUUUUGAGUCUUCUUUUUGAGUCCUGA